CACAAGUUCAAGAUUCCUCGUGCCCCUCCAGUCGCUUCUCCAACAUCGCCAUCCAUUCCACAAUUCCACCAUUACACGACUCUUGCAAUUCGACCAUCCUCCCUAACGAUCUUGACUCACCCGAUAUUACACGAUGGGCGCCAAAGUACCACGCAACUUCCGAUUGCUGGAAGAACUGGAAAAGGGCGAGAAAGGCCUCGGCGCAGAGGCAUGCUCGUACGGUUUAGCCGAUGGCGAUGACCUGAUGAUGUCAAAUUGGAAUGGCACAAUCCUCGGACCUCCUCACAGUGCCCAUGAAAACCGAAUCUACAGUGUAAACAUCCAUUGCGGAGAGCAAUACCCAGACGUGCCUCCCACGAUCCAAUUCGUCUCGAGAGUAAACUUGCCUUGCGUUGAUCAAAAGACUGGAAAGGUCGACCCUUCAAAGCUACCAUGUCUAGCGAACUGGAAACGAGACUUUACAAUGGAAACUAUCCUCAUCGAAUUAAGAAGAUAUAUGGCUCUUCCACAGCACAAAAAGCUUCCACAGCCACCUGAGGGAAGCACUUUCUAAAGCUUUGAUUUUGCGGCAUGGGAUUGCGGAGUUCGUUCUUGCGGAUACAGCGAUGAUUGAGUGAUGCUUGACGAAUGCAUGGUCCGGCGUCUGGAUGUUUGGUUGUAAUUCGUAAAUGGAAGCAUGGAUUACUCGACGCUGCAGUCAUGUUUAGACAGAGCAAGUCUUCUUUCCGUUCUACUGUUGAUUUCUUCUGCCUUG
Molecule: messenger RNA, 754 nt
Organism: Exophiala oligosperma
Lineage: Eukaryota; Fungi; Ascomycota; Eurotiomycetes; Chaetothyriales; Herpotrichiellaceae
Exons: 5
Coding region: 134-553 (139 amino acids)
Biological process (GO): protein K63-linked ubiquitination; DNA damage tolerance
Cellular component (GO): nucleus
Source: RefSeq, a predicted model, not a curated record